UGACCGGCCCGCGAGUGGAAAAGACAAAGCCGCAACGGCAACGCGCGGGGUAGGUCACUAGUGUUAUUAUGUAUUCCUUAGUUGAGAAUAUCACCAGCGCAGCGAAUUAGAUGACAAUCUUAUCCACAGUCUGAAGAUAACGGAAGAAAAGGGCAUUAAUUGUGCAUUGCUAAAACUCUUGCCAAGUUGCAAAUCCGGCAAGCAACGUGGUCGACGCCUUCCUCCAUGCGGCGGUUCAUGCAUUGGCCGCUAUCCCAUAUUUCACUUCUCCUCCAUUUUCCGUCCGCUUAUUUAAAGUCAUAGAUGCACUCACUGUCGAUAUGUCCCUUCACUAUACACAUACAAAGGGAAAACCAGAGAGAAAUUUACUCAUAGGUAUAGGUGAAGAAAUGGAAGUGACGAUGAGGCCGAAUGUUGCUCUAGUGGUGGCCGGCGUUCUUAUCAUAAUGCUUGUGACGACUACAGAUGCACGGACCAACAUUCCGCGGUCGACUUCAGAGGAGGCUGUCGUUGCCGCCGCCGACCGUACUGCUGCUACUACUACUAGUACGAUUGUUGGGGCUGCUGCUCAUCAGCCGGCGCUGGAUCCUAACGGUCUGGGUCAUGAAGAGCCGCCGCCGCCGACGCCUUUUGCUGAUCAGCCGGCGCUGGAUCCUAACGGUCUGGGCCAUGAAGAGCCGCCGCCGCCGACGCCUUAUGCUUAAGGUGCUGCGAGCUAGAUGCAUGCACGAGCGGUUAAAUUCAAAUAAACAUUGACCAUCCAUGUUCAGCAUUGUUUGAAAUAAAUUAUAAUAAUAAUUACAACAUUAA
This is a messenger RNA of Linum trigynum, 810 nucleotides long. Lineage: Eukaryota; Viridiplantae; Streptophyta; Magnoliopsida; Malpighiales; Linaceae. The record is from the annotation of a GenBank genome assembly.